AUGCACAGCCCUCACACAUCCUCCGGCCGUCGCGGCAGCGUCGCCUUGUCCAGCAGCGCCAGCGCCGAAGACUCGUGUCUGUUUGUGGACAACCUGAUCCGCGGCGUACAGCAGCGUUUACGCUCCGAGCUGGGCUUCCGCGAGGUGGUCGUGGCCACAGGCGAAGAGGCUGAUACCGUUAUGGACUCAGGUCGCUCGCGUACACUAUUGGCCACCUCCAUCUUGAACGACCACGAGUCUCCCAGUAAGAGCGAGGAGCCGCAGCCCUGGGAAGCCACAGCCGCCAGUAAACGCCAGCUGCUGUACGGCAAGGACGUGGACCGCAAGAACAGCGACGCGUCACUCUGCAGCGAAUGCGCCAAGGGCACAGUAUACGUGUCGGACGGCUACGAGAACAAGCAGCGACUACUAGUCAUUGUGCCGUACCGAGAAGCCGGUAUCUGGAGUCGCAGUAUCUGCAUGAACCAGUUCGACAGCGACAGCGACAGUGGCUCCAUGAUGUCGUACUUAAAGAAAGCAUUGAGCGAGAACUACGGCGUGGUGAUCAUGAACCCAGCGGCUCAGAGCUGCCACCCUCGCGCACACGUCGAGAGCGCGUGGGACCAACUCAUCGCCCCUCUGAUCAGCGAGGUCUUCAUCGUCGCAUUCUCACGUGGUGCGCAGAUGGUUCUGCAUCUCCUCAACUACGACAACGGCCUGGGUGUGAUGCAGGACCGCGUCAAAGCUCUAGCACUCGUCGAGCCGUCGCACUACGUCAGUGACAGCGACACGUACUUUGCUCGACGAAUGCUGGCGCGUCGUGCUGUGUCCUGGAUCCUAAACUCGGAGAUCGACGUGGGCUGUAAGAUCCCGCAAGGCCACACACGUCACGGCUGCGUCUGUGUGUCAGCAGGCACCGUACCGUCCAAUGUACUGGGCAGUAGCGGCGCAUACGCUCUGGAAAUGGUCAAGAGCUCUGUGUUCGGCUCGUUUGCUGCUCGUUGCGGUGAGGCAGCGGGCAUUACAGUGAACGCCAAUAAGAUCAACGCGUGUGGCAUCUGCCAUCGCAAGCUGUCGAUGCUGAACCGAAGGAUCCCGUGCUCCUGGUGUGAAGUCAAGUACUGUAGUCGCUGCUGCGAGGACAAGUUUGUACCUGCUUUUGGCAGUUGGCGCGUGUGUUCGCUGUGCCAGUCACUACCGUGUUUGAUCGACCCUCGACGUAAGAAUCGCAGCGCCACAAACCACACGAGUCCUACGGCUGCUGGUCAGGAGCGCUGCAGCGUGUUCAUCCGUCCUACAGCGGAUGAUGACGACCCGGUGUGUCUGGGAGACUUUGAGAUCGUCAAACUCGUCGGUCGUGGCGCUUGUGGUCGUGUGAAGCUGGUACGUAAGAAACACGGCUACGAUGAAGGCGUGUUCUACGCUAUGAAGGCUAUCCGCAAGAAACUGGUGAUCCAGCGUGGGCUGGUGGAAGCUACGAACGCGGAGCGACGCAUCUUGGACCGGAUUAAACACCCGUAUGUGGCUACGCUGUGCUACGCGUUCCAGACGGAGGCCAAGCUGUAUCUCUUGUCCAAGUAUUAUCCCGGUGGCAACCUGCUGGACCAGAUGCGACUGGCACGGAGAUUCACGGAGGAUCGCACUAGACUGUACACUGCCGAGGUGGCGCUCGCUAUCCGUCACUUGCACCAAAAUGAUAUUAUUUAUCGCGACCUCAAGCUGGAGAACGUGCUGGUGGACUCGGACGGUCACGUGGCGCUCACGGACUUUGGUAUGUCGAAGGAGAACAUGCCCGAUGAAGGUCGUACCACCACGUUCGUGGGCACGUACCAGAUGAUGGCUCCUGAAGUGUUUAGUGGCAAGUCGUACUCCCGUGCUGUGGACUGGUGGGCGUUGGGUGUCAUGGUGUACGAGAUGAUCGAUGGACGUACACCGUUCAACGCCAAGACCAACCGAUUGAUCAAGGAGCGGAUUGUGAACGUGGACUUGAAGUUCUCGCCUCGGUUUACGGAAGAUGCCAAGGACUUUGUGUCUAAACUGUUGACCAAGAACGAGGACAAUCGAUUGGGUUCAGGAGAGCAUGGCUUCGAGCAUAUUAAACACCAUCCGUGGUUCAAGGGACUCGACUGGGACAGUGUGGAGCGCAAGGAGGCGUUGUUUGAAGGCCAGUAUGCGCUUAUGGAGAAACACGCUAAGGAGUACCGUACUGAAGAUAUCUUUGAGACGUACAUGAACACCGUGGAGGUCCCUAUCGACACGCCAGCGUCGGUCAAGAGCUCGAAUGAUGAAUUGUUCAACGACUUUGCGUUCAACUACAUGGACGGACCUGAUGAGGAGCAGCGUGAUGUCCCUGAGCCGGACGAAGAAGGAGACACAGAGAGCCCAUUGUCUCCUGUAUCGCCUGAUGGCAGCACGGAGCGAUCAUCCAAGCCGCGACCGCUUACAGUGAGGGAGGACAAGAUGUUGGACACGUUCUUGUCUACCAAUGGCUCGCACUUUGACUUGACGCUGCUGCGACCGAACCAAGCGACGGACUUUGGCGUCUCGGGUUGCUCGUCGUUGAGUUCGGAGGGCACAGAUGACGAGGGCGCUGAGCCCGUGGAACAGCUGGACGAUCUGGAGACAACGAAGAAGGACAAGAAGGACAAGAAGCCGUCCAGUCCCACGACACAGCCAGUGUCGCCCUCAAGCAAUGACGGUACGGACGUAGACUCAGUGCUCACUAAGACUGGAAGCAACUCCACAGAUGCCACCGAGGAAGCCUCCAAGGCCGAGUGA
Molecule: messenger RNA, 2757 nt
Organism: Phytophthora nicotianae INRA-310
Lineage: Eukaryota; Oomycota; Peronosporomycetes; Peronosporales; Peronosporaceae
Product: AGC protein kinase
Exons: 1
Coding region: 1-2757 (918 amino acids)
Biological process (GO): protein phosphorylation
Molecular function (GO): ATP binding; protein serine/threonine kinase activity
Source: RefSeq, a predicted model, not a curated record